Penicillium nucicola is the source of this 1062-nucleotide messenger RNA. It is a transcript of the gene gpaA, whose product is annotated as guanine nucleotide-binding protein subunit alpha gpaA. NCBI's taxonomy places the organism in Eukaryota, Fungi, Ascomycota, Eurotiomycetes, Eurotiales, Aspergillaceae. The record is from RefSeq and is a predicted model, not a curated record. The coding region runs from base 1 to 1062 and encodes 353 amino acids. The transcript is spliced from 4 exons. Gene Ontology annotation, cellular component: heterotrimeric G-protein complex. Gene Ontology annotation, biological process: G protein-coupled receptor signaling pathway. Gene Ontology annotation, molecular function: G protein-coupled receptor binding; GTP binding; G-protein beta/gamma-subunit complex binding.
AUGGGUUGCGGAAUGAGCACUGAAGACAAGGAGGGGAAGGCGCGGAACGAGGAGAUUGAGAACCAGCUCAAGCGCGACAAGAUGAUGCAAAGAAACGAGAUCAAGAUGCUACUGCUCGGAGCCGGAGAGUCGGGCAAGUCGACAAUUCUCAAGCAGAUGAAGCUCAUCCACGAGGGAGGCUACUCCCGUGAUGAGCGCGAAUCGUUCAAGGAGAUCAUCUACAGCAACACCGUCCAGUCGAUGCGGGUAAUUCUCGAGGCGAUGGAGUCCCUGGAGCUGCCCCUGGAGGACGCUCGUAACGAAUACCACGUGCAAACCAUCUUCAUGCAGCCCGCUCAGAUCGAGGGUGAUAGCAUCCCCCCAGAAGUCGGCAACGCCAUCGGCGCUCUCUGGCGCGACACCGGGGUUCAGGAGUGCUUCAAGCGCUCGCGCGAGUACCAGCUGAACGAUUCGGCCAAAUACUACUUCGAUUCGAUUGAGCGCAUCGCUCAGCCCGACUACCUCCCCACCGACCAGGAUGUCCUCCGCUCCCGUGUCAAGACCACCGGUAUCACCGAGACCACAUUCAUCAUUGGCGAUCUGACAUACCGCAUGUUUGACGUGGGUGGUCAGCGUUCCGAGCGUAAGAAGUGGAUUCACUGCUUCGAGAAUGUCACCACCAUUCUCUUCCUGGUCGCCAUCUCCGAGUACGACCAGCUGCUCUUCGAAGACGAGACCGUCAACCGUAUGCAAGAAGCUUUGACCCUGUUCGACUCCAUCUGCAACUCCCGCUGGUUCGUCAAGACCUCGAUUAUUCUCUUCCUCAACAAGAUCGAUCGUUUCAAGGAGAAGCUGCCCGUCAGCCCGAUGAAGAACUACUUCCCCGACUACGAGGGCGGUGCCGACUACGCCGCGGCUUGCGACUACAUCCUCAACCGCUUCGUGUCUCUCAACCAGGCCGAGCAAAAGCAGAUCUACACUCACUUCACCUGUGCCACUGACACCACCCAGAUUCGCUUCGUCAUGGCUGCUGUGAACGAUAUCAUCAUCCAAGAGAACCUCCGUCUCUGCGGUUUGAUCUAA